Molecule: messenger RNA, 1395 nt
Organism: Pygoscelis adeliae (Adelie penguin)
Lineage: Eukaryota; Metazoa; Chordata; Aves; Sphenisciformes; Spheniscidae
Gene: DNAJC24
Product: DnaJ (Hsp40) homolog, subfamily C, member 24
Exons: 4
Coding region: 11-451 (146 amino acids)
Biological process (GO): positive regulation of ATP-dependent activity
Molecular function (GO): ferrous iron binding; ATPase activator activity
Source: RefSeq, a predicted model, not a curated record
CAUUCAGACUAUGGCCUUUGAAAGGAUAACACAAAAGGACUGGUACAAAAUCCUGGGUGCAAAGCCAUCGGACAGUCUGGCAGAACUAAAACGGAAGUAUCAAAAACUUGCUUUAUUAUAUCAUCCAGACAAACAGAAGGCAGAUGUGCCAGCAGGAGAAGUGGAGGAGCGCGUGCAGAGGUUCAUCGAAAUUGAUCAAGCGUGGAAAAUUCUAGGGAAUGAAGAGACAAAAAAAGAGUAUGACCUGCAGCAGCGUGAAGAUAACCUGUCGAAAGAAUGGCCGCUACAUGCACAAAUUCAUCUUGAGGAUAUGUCCUGGAAUGAAGAUGAACAAUGUUACACUCUCUCAUGCCGAUGUGGUGGGAAUUACACUGUCUUCAAGAGCGAAACCAAAGAUGUAUCUUUAGUUUGUUGUGACACAUGUUCGCUUGUUAUCGAGAUCCUUCAAUGAUUGUUUCAAUCAAGCACGUUAAGAGUUACAAACUGUUUAAAAGACUGGACAAACAGCAGACAGCAUCUGCUAAGAAAUGUAUGUUAAAGAAAAGGGAGGCACUACCAGAAUGAGCUCUGUCAGGCUUAAGAAAGGAAAUGUGGCCAUUUGCUAACAUAGCUCUGCAGACACGAGGCUUGGUUAUUAAAAACCUCCAGAACAGAACACUAAGUUCUGUACAACUGGAAUAUAUCUCAUGAUCUAAAUGACAUUUCUUUCCCAACAAAUGACAGAGUGGCUUCUUUCAAUCUCGGUCUAUAUCAACUAUACCUUAGGCCCUACCUCUUAGAUUAAAUCCUUUUAACAGCUCAGAUGACAAAAUUUAAUCAGGAGGCAUACAUGUGAGAAUGCUUUGAAGAUAAUGAAGAGUAAGGCGCAUUAAUGGGAAACGGGAACAUUUUUUCUAUUUAACUUCAUUAAAUCCUCACAAGGACUUGAGCCUUGGACAGAGGUGGCAGAGACCUGCAGGUCAAACAGGCUGGUAGCAGGUCCAGUGCCCACGCACCGGACUGUAACACUGCAUCUACGUUAACACUUUUGAAGCAACCCUCUCUGCCAUCUGAACAAAUGCAGUCUUCAUUCCUUAGACAAAAACUAACCAGGAAGCUGUGCUCUGGGCCCUACUGGGUAUACAGUCCACUGGGCCAACCUAGAGCUGGCUUAAGGACAACCCUACAAAACCCAUUAAGUGACUAGCAGAUCCGGAACCCCACUGCUGCUGUUUUCAGUUCCAAUCCCACACUACUUGCUAAUGUAGGCAUAGCCUGCGUGUGGCUCUGGAUGUGUGACGAUAUAAUAGUGCAUUGGGCCUUUUUCAUCCCCUGUUAACAGUCAGUGCUAACCUUGGCUUGUAGUAAAACCCCAAACUUUUAAUAAAUCCAAUGAAUAGCCAGAGGAGACAGAGU